AUGUGCACCACCCUCUUCCUCCUCAGCACCUUGGCCAUGCUCUGGCGUCGCAAAUUCGCCAACCGGGUCCAACCAGAGCCCAGCGGCGUGGACGGUGCAGCGGUGGGCAGUGGCUUGGACCCAGACCACCAGCGCUCAGACAGAUUGGUAGCUCCGCCCCCUCCGCUGGACCAGCGCUGCUCUCUUCGCUUGUCCCGGCGCCUGAGCGCUCGCAGGGGAAGGGGCGGUGAAGAGGGAGCCGAGGCAGCCGCCGCUCCGCCCGCCUUUGCUAGGCUUCCCCUUCCCCUCCCCCCUCCGCUCGCCCCCGCCCCGCCUCUGCGGCUCGGCUGCCAGAACCUCCAGCAGGAUUCGCAGUCCGGUCCCCAAUCGAAGGGGCAGGAGGAGCAUGACGUCAUCGGCAUCGAGUGCCAUUGGCUGGGCGGCCCCUGUGGGCAGGACGCUGUCUCCUGUGGCCAGAAAGUUAACUCUUCCCUGGGCUGA
Messenger RNA from Orycteropus afer afer, 480 nucleotides. The record is from RefSeq and is a predicted model, not a curated record. Lineage: Eukaryota; Metazoa; Chordata; Mammalia; Tubulidentata; Orycteropodidae.